This is a messenger RNA of Emiliania huxleyi CCMP1516, 735 nucleotides long. RefSeq lists its product as hypothetical. The transcript has 5 exons. Lineage: Eukaryota; Haptophyta; Isochrysidales; Noelaerhabdaceae. The record is from RefSeq and is a predicted model, not a curated record. The coding region runs from base 1 to 735 and encodes 244 amino acids.
AUGGGGCCACCUGCGGCUGGGGCGGUCCUCGCAGUCCAGCUGGCGUGGACGACUGCUGUCCUCCUGUUGGCUGCUGGCUCCUCGUUCGAAGCUGAGCAGGCUGAGCUGCUGCCCGGCACACGAAUCCGCCUGAGCUGCCCAAAAUGCAGCACUGUCUCCGAGGUCACCAUCCCGCGCGACCACGGCGACUGCAGCGCGGCGGCCGGCAAGAGACACUUUUAUGUCCGCUGCCCGCAGUGCCGCGAGGAGCCGCCCGGACGGCCAUCGUGCGAGGAGGCGUAUGAGCAAGCGAUGGCGCGCGUGCAGGGCAGGGGCUCCUUCCGGCCGCGCUGGCGGCCGGGUGACGCCGUGGAGGUCGCGUGGAGAGGGAAGGGGUUCGAGGGCUCGUGGACGGCGGCAGAGGUGCUCGUGCUGGAUGGGCCACGCCACGCGAUGGUCCGCUUCGCCGAGUUUGUGGACGAGGUUGGCUCGCGGCUCGUGGAGAGGCUCGAGUUGGAGAGGUUGCGGCUGGUCCCGCCGCCACACGUGGGGGAGCGGGUGGAGGGCUUGUGGAAUGACUGCUGGUGGGAGGGGUGCGUGCGCGAGCUCGACGCGCUCAAGGGCGUCCUGUUCGAGUACGACCGGUACGCCAACUGGUCCUGGCUGCCGUUGCGCGCCGUGCGGCCGAGGCCGCCGCUCUGGUCGUACUACCCUGAGAGGCAGCCUCUCAGCGGCGAGGAGGAGGAGGGGGCCUAG